Molecule: messenger RNA, 1116 nt
Organism: Asparagus officinalis (garden asparagus)
Lineage: Eukaryota; Viridiplantae; Streptophyta; Magnoliopsida; Asparagales; Asparagaceae
Product: ORM1-like protein 2
Exons: 3
Coding region: 181-690 (169 amino acids)
Biological process (GO): ceramide metabolic process; negative regulation of ceramide biosynthetic process; intracellular sphingolipid homeostasis
Cellular component (GO): endoplasmic reticulum membrane
Source: RefSeq, a predicted model, not a curated record
AGAACAAGCGAAAAGUCUGACUUAGCGCGAGCCCUUGACCUAUUCUUCUCUCUCCCUCUCUCCAGUUGAACAAAUCGAACCUUCUCUCUUUCUUUCUUCAUCCAUUACUAUAAAUAUUCACAAAAAUAAAAUAACUCACUUAAUCUUGAGAGAGAGAGAGAGAGAGAGAGAGAGAGAAUAAUGGCUAAGUUGUAUGAGACGAUGGUAACGCCGCCAGAUGUGAAUAAAAACACAGAGUGGUUCAUGUACCCUGGUGUUUGGACUACUUACAUCCUCAUCCUCUUCUUUGCUUGGCUCAUUGUGCUCUCUCUUUUUCGAUGCACACCUGGGAUCGCUUGGACCAUCGUCAAUUUAUGUCAUUUUAUCAUUACUUAUCACUUUUUCCACUGGAAGAAAGGAACACCCUUUGCUGAAGAUCAAGGGGUCUACAAUACUCUAACAUGGUGGGAACAAAUUGAUAAUGGCAAGCAACUUACUCGUAAUCGGAAAUUCUUGACUGUUGCUCCCGUAGUCCUGUUCUAUUUGGAUUUAACCCCAUCUGAUGUCCCAAUUCUGGAAAGUUUCCUUCCCAUCAUUAUGUGGAAGACAAAGAGAAGGCAGCAGUUGAUCGUCUCCAAGAAGUCCUUUUAUCUAUUCUGUUCUCAUGAAUUUCCUAGUUUGUUCUGUGCUGAUUUCAAAGGUUUUUGGUAGAUUUUAGUGAAUCUGUUUCUGUUUCUUAAGUUCUGUCAGCUGCAGACUGAAACUAAUUUGAGCAACCAAGGAACAGCUUCAAAAUUGUCCUCUGGUGAGAGAGUUCAGAAUGUAGUACAGAAUUAGACAAAUUGCUACUGGGAGUUGCUUUGAAGGUGAAAAAGAUUGUUUAAUCUCCAAGUGAAGAAAAUAAAAGCUCACAAUAUAACCACCCAUUGUCGUUUGUUUCAAUGUCCUUAGAGGGGAGAUCAUAGAUUAGAUUAGUGAGAUGAUGAUGUCGGAACUAACACUGAAGAUACUACUAUUUGCUUGCUCUGCCUUUAAAUAUUAGAAGCAUAAUCAUUUUCAGUUUCUUUUUUUUUCCGAUUCUGAACCUAAGCUGUUAAACUUCUUUUUAAAAGACAUUAAACAUAGGAUACGAUCUAA